AUGGCGGAGCCUCCAGGGGACAUUAUUCCGAUGGCGGAGCCUCCAGGGGACAUUAUUCCGAUAGCGGAGCCUCCAGAGCACAUUAUUCCGAGGGUGGAGCCUCCAGGGGACAUUAUUCCGAUGGCGGAGCCUCCAGGGGACAUUAUUCCGAUGGCGGAGCCUCCAGGGGACAUUAUUCCGAUAGCGGAGCCUCCAGAGCACAUUAUUCGGAUGGCGGAGCCUCCAGGGGACAUUAUUCGGAUGGCGGAGCCUCUAGGGGACAUUAUUCCGAGGGCAGAGCCUCCAGGGGACAUUAUUCGGAUGGCGGAGCCUCCAGGGGACAUUAUUUUGAGGGCGGAGCCUCCAGGGGGACAUUAUUCCGAGGGCGGAGCCUCCAGGGGACAUUAUUCUGAGGGCGGAGCCUCCAGGGGACAUUAUUCCGAGGGGGACAUUAUUCCGAUGGCGGAGCCUCCAGGGGACAUUAUUCCGAUGGCGGAGCCUCCAGGGGACAUUAUUCCGAUGGCGGAGCCUCCAGGGGACAUUAUUCCGAUGGCGGAGCCUCCAGGGGACAUUAUUCCGAUGGCGGAGCCUCCAGGGGACAUUAUUCCGAUGGCGGAGCCUCCAGGGGACAUUAUUCCGAUGGCGGAGCCUCCAGGGGACAUUAUUCCGAUGGCGGAGCCUCCAGGGGACAUUAUUCCGAUGGCGGAGCCUCCAGGGGACAUUAUUCCGAUGGCGGAGCCUCCAGGGGACAUUAUUCCGAUGGCGGAGCCUCCAGGGGACAUUAUUCCGAUGGCGGAGCCUCCAGGGGACAUUAUUCCGAUGGCGGAGCCUCCAGGGGACAUUAUUCCGAUGGCGGAGCCUCCAGGGGACAUUAUUCCGAUGGCGGAGCCUCCAGGGGACAUUAUUCCGAUGGCGGAGCCUCCAGGGGACAUUAUUCCGAUGGCGGAGCCUCCAGGGGACAUUAUUCCGAUGGCGGAGCCUCCAGGGGACAUUAUUCCGAUGGCGGAGCCUCCAGGGGACAUUAUUCCGAUGGCGGAGCCUCCAGGGGACAUUAUUCCGAUGGCGGAGCCUCCAGGGGACAUUAUUCCGAUGGCGGAGCCUCCAGGGGACAUUAUUCCGAUGGCGGAGCCUCCAGGGGACAUUAUUCCGAUGGCGGAGCCUCCAGGGGACAUUAUUCCGAUGGCGGAGCCUCCAGGGGACAUUAUUCCGAUGGCGGAGCCUCCAGGGGACAUUAUUCCGAUGGCGGAGCCUCCAGGGGACAUUAUUCCGAUGGCGGAGCCUCCAGGGGACAUUAUUCCGAUGGCGGAGCCUCCAGGGGACAUUAUUCCGAUGGCGGAGCCUCCAGGGGACAUUAUUCCGAUGGCGGAGCCUCCAGGGGACAUUAUUCCGAUGGCGGAGCCUCCAGGGGACAUUAUUCCGAUGGCGGAGCCUCCAGGGGACAUUAUUCCGAUGGCGGAGCCUCCAGGGGACAUUAUUCCGAUGGCGGAGCCUCCAGGGGACAUUAUUCCGAUGGCGGAGCCUCCAGGGGACAUUAUUCCGAUGGCGGAGCCUCCAGGGGACAUUAUUCCGAUGGCGGAGCCUCCAGGGGACAUUAUUCCCAGGGCGCAGCCUCCAGGGGGGUUUCCGAGGGCGGAGCCUCCAGGGGGGUUUCCGAGGGCGGAGCCUCCAGGGGGGUUAUACCAAGGGCGGAGCCUCCAGGGGACAUUAUUCCGAUGGCGGAGCCUGAGGAUUGGUCGAUUCUCACCAGGGAUGGGAUUUAUUUAUUAUCAUCUAUCAUUAGCUGAACGACACAAAUUAGCGCCCCUCCCCCGCCCUGUAAUUGAGAGAGGGAUAAAAGCCGCCGUCUCCCCGGUGACUGGAAGUGAUUAA
Molecule: messenger RNA, 1848 nt
Organism: Nanorana parkeri
Lineage: Eukaryota; Metazoa; Chordata; Amphibia; Anura; Dicroglossidae
Product: basic proline-rich protein-like
Exons: 2
Coding region: 1-1848 (615 amino acids)
Source: RefSeq, a predicted model, not a curated record